Molecule: messenger RNA, 4427 nt
Organism: Pelodiscus sinensis (Chinese soft-shelled turtle)
Lineage: Eukaryota; Metazoa; Chordata; Testudines; Trionychidae
Source: RefSeq, a predicted model, not a curated record
CUCCGCUCCUCCCCACUCCCUGGGGCCUGGCUCUCGGAGCAGCUGCACACACCCCACCCACCCCCUGCUCCAGUUAGCGUGAGCAGCUGCACAGCCAGGAGGAAACGGAGCGCGGUUUUAAUUUCAAUUUCCUGCUUGCUCAUCGGGACUGCAGGCACACUCAGCCUCCUGCGACGCAGCCCUGCCCUUCUGCAGCCACUCUGGGCCCGGAAGCAAGCUGCAGGCUGACGCUGGGUGCCAGGGCUCCGCUGCCCCCAGGGCACCCCGGGGAUUCCAGCUCUCCAGGCUCCGCUGCAUACUCCCUUCCUGACCCCGAGCACCCAUGAUGAAAACUCAGGAUGGGGAGCAGGGCAACCCGGCUCACUCCCUGUUUGAAACCUUCCUCCGGGCCAGCCACUGCCAGGAGGUGCUGAGCAGCUUCCAAGCCUUGUGUGAGCACCUGGGCCUGGAGCACAAGGGCCAGCUGCAGUUCUACCAUAAGCUCAAGUCCUGCCUUAACUACUGGAGUGCCAAGGCCCUGUGGGCCAAACUGGACAAGAAGGCUGGGCACAAAGACUACGACCAGGGAAGGGCAUGUGCCAACACCAAGUGCCUGAUCAUCGGGGCGGGUCCUUGCGGGCUCCGCACGGCCAUCGAGCUGGCCUUCCUGGGGGCCCGCGUCGUGCUGGUGGAGAAGAGAGACACCUUCUCCCGCAACAACGUGCUGCACCUCUGGCCUUACACCAUCCACGACCUGCGGGCGCUGGGUGCCAAGAAGUUCUAUGGGCGCUUCUGCACCGGGACCUUGGACCACAUCAGUAUCCGCCAGCUGCAGCUGAUCCUCCUGAAGGUGGCCUUGCUCCUGGGGGUUGAAAUUCACAUCAACGUGCAGUUCAAGGGGCUCGUCCCCCCGGCGGCGAAGGGGAGCAGACGGGGCGGUGGCUGGAGGGCUGCGCUCCAGCCCCACUCCUCUCCCGUGGGGCAGUAUGAGUUUGAUGUCCUUGUCUCAGCGGCCGGAGGCAAAUUUGUGCCGGAAGGGUUCAAGCGGAAGGAGACGCGUGGGAAGCUGGCAAUCGGCAUCACAACGAACUUUGUCAACCGCCACAGCCGGGCCGAGGUGGAGGUGGCCGAGAUCAGCGGCGUGGCCCGUAUCUACAACCAGCAGUUCUUCCAGAACCUCUACAACAAAACAGGUAUCGACUUGGAGAACAUUGUCUACUACAAAGACGACACCCACUAUUUUGUCAUGACGGCCAAAAAACAGAGUCUGCUCAAAAAGGGGGUCAUUUUACAGGACAAGGCCGACAUAGAGAGCCUGCUGUCUGCCGAGAACGUCAAUCAAGAAGCCCUCCUCAGCUAUGCCAUGGAAGCUGCCAACUUCUCCACCAACUACCAGCUGCCUGACUUGGAGUUUGCGCUGAACCACCGGAACCGCCGCUCGGAGAACGCGGCCCUGGUGCGCGAGUGCCAUGGGGUCCGGCUGCUCAUCGGGCUGGUGGGAGACUGUCUGGUGGAGCCGUUCUGGCCUCUGGGCACCGGCGUGGCACGCGGGUUUUUGGCUGCCUUUGACGCUGCCUGGAUGGUGAAGAAAUGGGCAGCAGGGACCUCCCCGCUGGACGUUCUGGCUGAGAGGGAGAGUAUCUACCAGCAGCUGUCUCAAACAUCCCCCGACAACACCAACAAGAACAUCAGCCAGUACAGCAUCGACCCUUCCACUCGCUACCCCAACAUCAACCUCCAAGCCAUAAAGCCCAACCAGGUCCGUGACUUAUACAUGGUGGGGACGGUGGAGAUUGACCAUAAGAAGAGGGAUAGCCAAGACAGCACAGAGGUCGGCCGGGCCUACGAGGAGCUCCUGAGCUGGUGCCAGACCCACACGGCGGGUUACCGCGGCGUCGCAGUGACGGACUUCACCCGCUCCUGGACCAGCGGCCUGGCGCUGUGCGCCCUCAUCCACCGCUUCCGGCCCGACCUCCUAGAUUUCGAAGCCCUGGACCAGCACAGUCCCAUCGGGAAUAACCAGCUGGCCUUGGACGUAGCGGAGCAGGAGCUCGGCAUCCCGCCCGUCCUCUCCAGCCCCGAAAUGGCCUCCGUGUCCGAGCCCAACCAGCUCGGCCUCGUCACCUACCUGAGCCAGUUCUACGAAGCCUUCAAGCCUCCCGCAGGUGAGACGCCUCGGGGCCCUGGCAGGGGCAGGGCUGGAUCCCGAGGGCCUCCGCUCCCUGCCCUGCAGCUUCUCAGCUCCAGCUGUGGCCAGGAUAGGCCAUGGCGGAAAGACUGGGAGACACUGGGCCAGACCAUGGGGCUGGCUGCUGAGCGGUUCCCUUGGCAGGGGACUCAGGAUUUGCUGAAAGGACACGUUGUCUUCAGUAGGACUGCGACAGAGCCCAAUCAGGCCCCGGUCUUUGUGCAAGGUGCUGUACAAGCACAGCACGGAGAGACUGUAAGCUCCUUGGGGCAGGGGCUCCGUAUAAGACGUUGGCAGCAGCUCUGCGAUCCUCCUGUGACACUGUCUGGUUUCUCCCCCCCAGGACACUUCUACUGCAUGCUGCACUAUCCGACUGCCCGCAGCGUGGACGGGCCGGACAGCGAGCCCCGAUCCGUGCCACAAGAGGACCUCUCCCAGCGCCCCCCCGUCUGCUCUCCCUCCGAGGCCGGCAGCCAGGGCUUGGCCACUGGGGCGGCGGAGCUGAGAGAGGAGAACCCAACCCCUUUCCCGAAGGAGCUGGCAGUGGCGCAGCCUGCAGAGCCGUGGGAGGGAGCUGUUCCAGCCGGAGAGGACACAGGCGCCGGCACGGCAGACAUGCAGCAGCCUGCAGCCCAACCCCUCGCUGUGCUGGAGGAUAACAUGGGAAGGCCCGUCUCCUCCGGUGGGGCAGGCAGGGCCCAGCCUGGGGACGGCCUCGGCGUCUGGGCCCACAGCCAGUCUCCGCAAGAGCAACAGCGUCGCCGUGAACCUGGCACCGUGGGCGCAGCGCUGCCGCAACCCAGCCCAGAGCCUCGGCCUCUGGAAAAGGGGCCCCCGCUGCCAGACUUCGGGCAGGAGGAGGAGGAGACCAGGAAGAGGAAGAAAAUCCAGCUGUCGCCCUUGGAAAAGCUCAAGCUGUCCACGCUCCGCCUGACCUUGGACUCGGAGACGCAGAGCCAGGGGGGCCCUGGGCAGCACCUGGCAGGUUCGGAGCCGCUGCAAAACGCUGCUCCGGCGAGAGCCCAGGUCAGCUGGGCUGAGCUUGAAUGCAGCGAGGAAGAGGAAGAUGGAGAGGAGACCGAGACCGACAGCGAUGGCGAAGAGGAGCAGAGCCAAGACCUCGGGUACUUCCGAGAGAAUUGUCUCCUGUCUGUGGGCGAAAAGGAAACGUAUCCCACCUGGAAGAGAACGCUGACCCGCCGCGCCAAAGAGGCAGAGAUGAAGAGGUUCUGCAAAGCCCAGUCCAUCCAGAGGCGGCUGGAGGAGAUUGAAGUGACGUUUCGGGAGCUGGAGAAGAAGGGGAUCCAGCUGGAGAGAUCGCUGCGCAGUGAAGGAGGGGACCAGUCUGAGCUGAAAAGCCAGCGGAUGAACCAGUUGCUCUCUCUGGUGCAGAAGAAGAACAGCCUGGUUUCCGAGGAGUCGGACCUCAUGAUCGCGGCCCAAGAGCUGAAGCUGGAGGAGCAGCAAUGGCAGCUGGACCAGGAGCUGCGGCGAUACAUGAACAUGGAAGACACGCUGAAGAUGCCUCAGGACCAGCGGGCGGAGAAGGAGAUCCUGGGCCAGCUGCUGGAGGUGGUGAACAAGCGCAAUGUGCUGAUCCAGCUGCUGGAGGAGAAGCGCCUUACCGAGCUGAGCGAGGGUCUCCCGGGGACAGCGCACGGGUGUGCGGCCUAAGGAGCCGCCGCCCCGAUGCCUGCCAGACCUUCCACAGGUGGGCCGUGCUCCCGUCCUGCUAGGCCAAGAGACUGCGGCUCUCCCCAGCAGCGGGCUCUGGCCACCAUGGCGGAGGAAGGGGGGCAUGUGCCUGACCGCAAACCACAGCCAAAGCCUCACUGAAGGGGCACAGAUGCUGCCUGGACCGGCAGCCCCUCUUCCACCUGCUGAGUCAGAAUGCAAGGACGAGCCUGGGGCUAGGCCCAGGCCGGCUUAGCAGUUUCCUCUCCCACGCCACGGCUCCCCAGAGCGAGGGGGUAGCGCUGGCUGUGCCUUAGCUUCUCUAGAGAACCAGGUCUGCACUGGGCUUGUAGCAUGGUAGAAAUGCCCAAGGCAGCUGUUGCCGUAACCCCGUUCCAGGAGGGAGCAGAGCGCCUGGAGUUUCAGGUUUACUCCAGCUGCCUUGCCGAGUGCGUCUCUCUCCACCGCUUUGGUUUUAGAGCUUUAUCUGCACAAUUAAGUUAUUCAGGGCAUGAGCUCUCAGGUUCCUUUGAAGCCCAGGUCUCAGGGAGUUGCUGGAUUCUGUUCAGAUCAAUCCUGCCAGAUG